GCGAGCACGUACUGGAAGCGCUAGUACAUGUAGGGCAAGGACUGCUAUAUUCUCUGCCAUGUCUCUCGCAAUGACUAGUUUCAACGGUGCAGUGAAUGCAGGUAUCGCGCUUACGUAACGUGAUCAUGACUCGAAAGGACUUGAAGGAGGAAGAAGAUCAAAAGGAUAGCCAACUUGAAGCAUCUUGAUUCCCGACGCUACUAGCUGUAUCAUACCCUUGAUCUCGAGCACUCGCUAUCUCCCUUUUCAAUCCCAUCGAUCCUCGUCUUCUCCAUCGCCAACGGUCCAGACCCUUAAUCAAAACUAGAAGAGAAAUCUAACUACCAUGACACUUGACGUGACUAGCUUCAUAGACAACAAAGGAGGGAAUGCCGAGGAAAUUCGUGAAUCGCAGCGGAGACGAGGAGACUCGGUAGAGCUGGUCGAUCAGGUCAUAGAUAUGUAUGCGGAGUGGGUGAAGAUGGAUUUUGAGGCGAAUCUCCUCAGCAAGCAGGUCAACGCAGUGCAAAAGGAGAUCGCAGUCAAGAAGAAGGCCAAACAACCAGCUGAUGACCUUGUUGCUACCAAGAAGGAGCUAGAUGCAAAGGUUGACGCGAAACGGAAAGAAACUCGCGAGUUCGAGGUUGAGAUGCGGAAAAAAGCUUCGACGGUAGGAAACCUCGUGGCGAAGGAUGUCCCUGUCAGCUUGACCGAAGAUGAUAAUGUAACGCUCCGCACCUGGCAUCCAGAUGGUCCUAACGGUCAAGUAGAAAAGAAGACGGACAUCAUGCCUCACCACGAAGUUUUGCUCAGAUUAGAUGCAAUGGACCUUGAUCGAGGUGCCAAGGUCGCAGGUCACCGCGGCUACUUCCUCACAAAUGAUGGCGUCGAUCUUAACCAAGCCCUUAUCACAUAUGCCCUUGACUUCCUCCGCAAAAAUGGAUACAAGAAAGUCCAACCGCCAUUUCUCGUCAACAAAGACGUCAUGGCAAAGACCGCGCAGCUUGACCAGUUCGACGAGGAACUGUACAAGGUUAUUGCCAACGACGACGAGAAAUAUCUCAUCGCGACCUCGGAACAGCCUAUAUCAGCGUUUCACCAAGACGAAUGGUUCGAAGACCCCAAAACUCAGCUUCCUAUAUACUACGCUGGAUAUUCUACAUGUUUCCGUAAAGAAGCUGGCUCGGCUGGACGUGACAUGUGGGGUAUCUUCCGUGUGCACCAGUUUGAGAAGGUUGAACAGUUCGUGAUCACCGCUCCAGAAGAGAGCUGGAAUGCAUUCGAUACCAUGUUGGGGAACAGUGAGGCGUUUUACCAGAGUUUGGGUCUCUCUUACCGCGUGGUGGCGAUCGUCAGUGGCGCACUGAACCUCGCAGCGUCGAAGAAAUGCGAUUUGGAGGCGUGGUUCCCAUUCCAAGGAGCAUACAAAGAGCUUGUUUCCUGCUCGAAUUGCACGGAUUAUCGUAAGUUGCAUUCUCAUCUGUAAACUUCUUGUUGAUAUGGACUCGGUGACAUUACAGAGAGCAGGCGGCUAGAAAUCCGGUGUGGUCUCAAGGCGAAGGACCAGCAACGGAAGGUCUACGUCCAUAUGCUCAACGGAACGAUGUGCGCUACGGAGCGCGCAUUAUGUUGUUUGGUCGAGAAUUACCAGACGCCAGAU
Molecule: messenger RNA, 1639 nt
Organism: Suillus clintonianus
Lineage: Eukaryota; Fungi; Basidiomycota; Agaricomycetes; Boletales; Suillaceae
Product: serine-tRNA ligase
Exons: 6
Coding region: 326-1465 (379 amino acids)
Biological process (GO): seryl-tRNA aminoacylation
Cellular component (GO): cytosol
Molecular function (GO): tRNA binding; serine-tRNA ligase activity; ATP binding
Source: RefSeq, a predicted model, not a curated record